AUUUCCGGUUUAUUAUUUCCCACCUCAGUGUAGAUCCCGAACGAAAAUAAAAUGCGAUAGAUAAACUUUACAGCUGAGCUGUGGUCAAUGACAGCUUCAUUACUGAGUCUAGGCGUACUUUACCCACCGCUCUUUUAAAUGUCAGUGCUUUGGAUUCGAGGGGUGUAGCAGGAACGGAAAAAACAACCAUGCAGUUUUCACCGACAAACGGAGAUUUCACAUUCGUCUCCUCUUCGGAAGCUGAAGAACUGAGCGGCACCAUCAGCACGCCCGACGUUAAGCUGAACAUGGGCAGUGAUGGCGGUAAAGAUCCGUACGCUACCACCUUCCUGAGGCAACGGGGCUACGGUUGGCUGCUGGAGGUGGAGGAAGAGGAAAACGAAGAAAGUAAACCUCUUCUGGAAGAGCUGGACAUCGACCUGAAGGACAUUUAUUAUAAGAUCCGCUGCGUGCUGAUGCCCAUGCCAUCCCUGGGUUACAACCGGCAGGUAGUAAGAGACAAUCCAGACUUCUGGGGUCCUCUGGCUGUGGUGCUCCUUUUCUCCAUGAUUUCAAUCUACGGACAGUUCAGGGUUGUGUCUUGGAUCAUCACCAUCUGGAUCUUUGGCUCUCUAACCAUCUUCUUGCUGGCUCGUGUUCUUGGGGGUGAAGUUUCUUACGGCCAGGUUCUCGGAGUGAUUGGAUAUUCUCUUCUUCCUCUCAUCGUCAUCGCUCCUCUGCUCGUAGUGAUCAGAGGGCUUGAGGUGGUUUCCACACUAGUCAAACUCUUUGGAGUGUUCUGGGCGGCGUACAGCGCUGCUUCACUACUCGUCGGAGAUGAAUUUAAAACAAAGAAGCCCCUUCUCAUAUACCCCAUCUUCCUUUUGUACAUCUACUUCCUGUCCCUAUAUACUGGUGUGUGACUGGAUCAGAGAGGACUGUGGACCUUCUUACGGACAGUGACUUUGGUGCAUGGAGGGAAAAGUCGUAUAAUACUAUAAAAUUUGUUUUUAACAAAGCUGUUCAUUUCCUUUUCUAAACGCUGUUCAGUUUUGGACAGUGGGGUUGUGGAGAAUACAGAAUAUUGUAAAUAGUUUUGUUCUUCCUGUCUUUGGUCAAUAAAAUGCGUAUGAUUUUA
Nematolebias whitei (Rio pearlfish) is the source of this 1117-nucleotide messenger RNA. RefSeq names its product Yip1 domain family, member 4 (gene yipf4). The transcript has 6 exons. The record is from RefSeq and is a predicted model, not a curated record. Gene Ontology annotation, biological process: endoplasmic reticulum to Golgi vesicle-mediated transport; vesicle fusion with Golgi apparatus. The coding region runs from base 189 to 902 and encodes 237 amino acids. Gene Ontology annotation, cellular component: trans-Golgi network; membrane. NCBI's taxonomy places the organism in Eukaryota, Metazoa, Chordata, Actinopteri, Cyprinodontiformes, Rivulidae.